AUGGCAGGCAAAAUCAGACAGCCCAUCGACGAAAUGGCAUUUGCCAAGUAUGUCGAUGAGAAUGUGCCCCAAAUCAAGACGCCACUGCAGCUGAAGCAGUUUGGCUUUGGUCAGUCCAACCCGACAUACCAAAUCACAGACGCUGUCGGCCACCACUUCGUCAUGCGCAAGAAGCCGCCCGGAAAAAUCAUCUCCAAGACGGCGCACCGCGUCGACCGCGAGUACCGCAUCAUCCACGCGCUGCGCGACACGGACAUUGCCGUGCCCAAGGCGUACGCGCUGUGCGAGGACGACACCGUCAUCGGCACGCCCUUUUACAUCAUGGAGUUUCUCGACGGCCGCAUCUUUGAGGACUUUACCAUGCCCGGCGUUGGCGCCGCCGAGCGCACGGCACUCUGGAAGGCGGCCAUCGAGACGCUGGCGCGCUUCCACCGCGUCGACUUUCGCGAGGUCGGCCUGGCGUCGUUUGGCAAGCACACGGGCUUCUACGACAGGCAGGUGCAGACGUGGACGACGAUUUGCGAGAUGCAGGCGCAGGUGGCCGACGUCGAGACCAAGGAGCCCGUCGGCCAGUUGCCGCACUUUGAGGACAUCAUGGCCUUUUUCGGCGACGCCAAGCAGCAGCCCAAGGACAGGGCCACGCUGAUCCACGGCGACUACAAGAUUGACAAUGUCAUCUUCCACAAGACGGAGCCCCGCAUUAUUGGUAUUCUAGACUGGGAAAUGGCUACCAUUGGCCACCCGCUCUCCGACGUAUGCAACUUCCUCACCCAGUUCUACCUGGCCGAGGCCUCGGGCGGUGCGCACGCCGAGUCGGCCGCCUUUCUACCCGGCAAGACGCCAGGGCUGCCGCAGCCGGACCAAAUCGUGGCGUGGUACGCGGCGGCGGCGGGCUACGACCCGCGACCGGAGCUCGACUGGGGCGCGUCGUUUAGCCUCUACAAGCUCGCGGGCAUCCUGCAGGGCAUCGCGGCGCGCUACGCCGUGCGCCAGGCCAGCAGCGCGCAGGCGCAGGUGUACGCGGCUGGCCGGAUACCCAUGGCCGAGUUUGGCUGGCAGCUGGCGCAGCGAGCGCAGCGGGGAGGCAAGCCGCAUUUGUAA
Molecule: messenger RNA, 1101 nt
Organism: Cordyceps militaris CM01
Lineage: Eukaryota; Fungi; Ascomycota; Sordariomycetes; Hypocreales; Cordycipitaceae
Product: acyl-CoA dehydrogenase family member 11
Exons: 3
Coding region: 1-1101 (366 amino acids)
Biological process (GO): protein phosphorylation
Molecular function (GO): protein kinase activity
Source: RefSeq, a predicted model, not a curated record